AUGGCUUUGCCGAAAGGAUCCGAAGCUUUGAUCUUUCAAACCUCAGGCGCCGGAUAUCGGCUUUCUCUGCUUCUCAAUGCUGCUGCUUGUGAACUUGCACAGUCAAGGAUUGAGAUACACAGCAUCGCCAAGGGCGUUUCGCUGUUCGCGUUGGCCCUCAAACAGGUGGGACAGAAAAUGAGCAGCACGAACUUGGAUCUCUCAAACAAGGCACAAGAGAAGGCAUGCGAGGUUGCCUACCAAGGUCAGACAGUCUUUGUGGAAAUCCAGCUUAUGCUGGAUAAGCUGCAUGUAACAGAGACAGACGAUGGCUUGAGAAGGGUACCCAUUUUCGAGCGCUUGAAACGAUGCUUCAGGAAACAGCAUGUCACAUACUUGCUUGCACAUCUAGAAUCCCUAAAGUUCAGUCUCAUUGUGAUGCUCCGGGCAUUGCAACUGGCCGAGUCAGUCAAGUCGAGUGGUGACGAACCUGAGUCUAACGACGAUAUUGCACAAGAAAAGGCCGAAGCGCAAAACAUGAUCAUUGUUCGUCACUGGUCAAUACGACGACUAGAUCUCUUGUGGGAUUACGCAAAGGAGGAAGCAUGGGAGGCUGAGCAUGACAAGAUCAGCAAGAAGAUCAACUGCAGAUACUUGGAUACAGCCUUUACAAACCCCUUGUCUUCAACAACAAGAAGCUUUGAUCUCACGAAGAUACGUACGGUGACCUUCGAUGACAUCGACUUAGAGAUGCGCAGGAUUGAAAGAGUGCCAAAGGAUAUGGUCCAUAUUUCCGAGACCGCAGUGAAUCACCUCUUAGCGCUCUGGAUAUCAGCACCCGAUUCCAAAAGCCCUAACGAUAAAUCGGACGACUCAUGUCAUUCUCGAGUACGUGUCUCCGAUGAUGCAAACGACCUUGAAGAUCGGAAUGUCGACGGUCAACAUCUCGAGAGCGAUACGACUGACAAACCUCAGUGCCAAAAAGACCAGCACCAGGGCACCAAGUUGCAAAGAUCCUAUAGUCAUCAGCCUCGAGUGGAAGAUCAUUUAGAAUCUGACGAGAAGUCCAAAAAGAAGUGCCGCGUACGUUUCGACCUUGCUCUCGACAGUGGCUUCUCAGCCUCUAGUCCGAACCUCCAUCAUUCUCAGCCACGUUACCAGACUGCUCCACCUCGCCCACAUCUACAGUCAGUUCAAAAUGACCACCGCAGCAGAAAGUACAGCAAUAAUGUCCAACCAACAUUGAAACAUCACCGGGACGCACUCUCUCAUCAGCGUGAUUCUUAUAAACGGCCAUCGGGCUAUAAUGAUAUCCUUCAGCCCCGUCAACGUGCAUCCACGCAUCAGCUGUUAGAUACCGACUUCCGACCUUCGCCCCGUCGUCACCGGAAAUCCUCACGGGAAGAAAAGAACGAACGGAACAAUUUCUUGAUCCGUACUGCGACUCGAGGACUGGUGGGGAUCGGUGCAAUCGCUGGGUUUAUGGACGCACUAGAAGCAUUCUCAAUCCUUUGA
Molecule: messenger RNA, 1494 nt
Organism: Penicillium taxi
Lineage: Eukaryota; Fungi; Ascomycota; Eurotiomycetes; Eurotiales; Aspergillaceae
Exons: 2
Coding region: 1-1494 (497 amino acids)
Source: RefSeq, a predicted model, not a curated record